Messenger RNA from Biomphalaria glabrata, 884 nucleotides. RefSeq lists its product as uncharacterized. The transcript has 6 exons. The record is from RefSeq and is a predicted model, not a curated record. The coding region runs from base 112 to 723 and encodes 203 amino acids. NCBI's taxonomy places the organism in Eukaryota, Metazoa, Mollusca, Gastropoda, Planorbidae.
CGCAAUCAUAAUCAAGAGAGUUAAUGACUCUGAGCUAUGCUGGAAAUCUAUAUAAACGUUAACAGGAGACCAGGAGUUUUUAUGGUGUGACUGCAAAACAUUACAUACAAAAUGUAUUUAGUGUAUAUAAGCUUCGUUGUAUUUAUUGUUGCGUGCGAGGGUUUGCACAUGGCAAAGCGAGGUCAAGAGUGCACGGAGCUUAAAGAAUGCAUCUCCAUCAUCAGUGGCUUUGAUCCAACUAACAUCAUGAGUGUCUUUUCCUUGACAGACCAAGACAAUUACGAUCAGUUCUGUCAGCAACAAGAUGCGGUCCAGGUGUGUGUGGAGCACUAUAAAGGCGAUUGCGAGGACACUACAGCAGUGGAUGUAGCCAAUAGCUUUGUGGAUACGCUCGAGUUUCUGUGCUCGGACGAAGGAAAUGAUGUUCUAACGACAUUGUCCAACUCUCCAUGUGCCAGUGAGGAAGAUGUGCAGAACUCGGCCUUAAACGACCUUCAGGUCUGCUUCGAAACAUUUCAGACAGAGUUCCAGGUUCAAGCGCUAAAGGAAAUAAGCGAAGGUCGAUUUUUAGAAAACAUCAACAUGUGUCCAUUCUUGUCUACUCUAAAAACUUGCGUCAAUGGUGCUCUGACCACUACAUGCGGAGAUGGAUUAAGUCCAGUCAUGGAUAGAUUGUGGGAGCUCAAUCAGGCCUCUACCCCAGAACUGGCGGGCAACUGCUAAUUUAGUACUAUAGAAAAUGAUCAUCUUUUGAUGUCAGGGACUGAAAACAAACUCCAACAUCUAGACAGAAUUCGAAUACGUGACAAAAAGCAAGUUUUAAGUGCUCUUUUUUUUUGUAAAAGUAUAACUAAUUUACGAAAUUAAACAUUCAAAAAAAUUCA